GAGAAAACCUACUUUCAAGACAGAGGCUUCAGAAGAGCCUUAUGGCUUGAAUCGACAACUUACAGAAUAUGAAAAACAGAGAUUAGAAGGAAAGGAUUUUGGUUUGGAUAUAUUUGAGGAGUUAAAGUUUAGGUUUCGGAAGUUCAAAAGAGAAACCUAUAUGAAAAAUAUGGUUCACUAUCGAAACCUUUCCCAACGGCAAACACCAAAGUUUAUGGUGAUUGCAUGUGCAGACUCAAGGGUCUGCCCUUCUGAUGUUUUGGGCUUCCGACCGGGGGAAGCAUUUACGGUCCGGAAUGUGGCAAAUCUGGUUCCACCAUUUCAGCAUGGGGCCUCAGAAACUAGUGCGGCACUUGAGUUCGCUGUAAAUUCUCUUGAGGUUCCUUGUAUACUAAUUAUUGGUCAUAGCCGUUGUGGGGGCAUUCAGGCUCUUAUGCGUAUGAAGGUUGGUUCUGAUUCCAGAAGCUUUAUUAAAGAUUGGGUUUCCAUUGGGAAGGGUGCAAGGUUAAGCACAGAAGCUGCUGCUGGAAGCCUGAGCUUUGACAUGCAAUGCAGACACUGUGAGAGGGAAUCAAUUAAUGGCUCGCUGCUGAACUUGCUGACGUACCCAUGGAUAGAAAAAAGAGUGAGAGAAGGGACACUCUCUCUGCAUGGGGGCUAUUAUGACUUUGUGAAUUGCACAUUUGAGAAGUGGACACUCGUGUACAGGGAGGGAAUGGAGGAUGGCAGCAAGUAUGAUAUCAAAGAGCACUCUUUGUGGUCCUGAAUCACGAUCCCCAGGACUUGAAGCUUGUAAACAGAAGAUACUAUCUCAGCUGCUGUCUGUUCAUUCAAGGAUUUCCUCGUAAAAAACGUCUUUCUUGGAUUUUGUAUGAUACUCUUUUCAUGUAAUAUAUUCAAGGAUACAAAUAUAUAUAGUGGUGUAAGCUAAUGCCAACAUUUUCUAAGCAAUAAUUCAAGUACUACCUCAUUAUGUGGA
This is a messenger RNA of Elaeis guineensis (African oil palm), 979 nucleotides long. The record is from RefSeq and is a predicted model, not a curated record. NCBI's taxonomy places the organism in Eukaryota, Viridiplantae, Streptophyta, Magnoliopsida, Arecales, Arecaceae.